AUGUCACCGCAUCGAAACGCCUGCAGAAAUCAGCUUAUUUCUUGUUUCCUUAUUUUUUUUUUACAGGGCGACGCAGGACUUGAGUACAUGUUCAAGUUUGGUUAUACGAUCGUGCUUGUGACGAUCGCCAUUAUGAUUUGGGCAUCGCUAGCACGGGCCCGCGAAAUCGACACGCAAAGCCACCCACCGUGUGCGUUUAAUCCAUUGUGUUCCUGCUCGAAGAGUGCACCAGACCUCGGCAUCGUCAACUGCCGUGAUGUGCUGUUUCCAGCCGUACCGAAAAUCAUUAACAGUUCUAAGCUGUUCAUGCUCACGAUGGACCGGACAGGCUUACGGGAGCUGGAACCAUACUUCCUGCAGUCGACCGGGCUUUACAGGUUAGCGAUCACGAACAAUCCACUGACGGAGCUGCCGGACGAAGCGUUCUACGGGCUGGAACGCACCCUGUGGGAGCUGGUGCUGGAGCACAACCAGCUAGUAGACAUACCGUCGCGCACGAUCCGUGAUUUGCGCAAGUUGCGUUUGCUGAGCUUGCGGGACAACGAUAUUUCCACCGUUGCGCCGGAUGCAUUCCGUGGCGUAGAGAGCACGCUGCAAAACUUGGUGCUGGCCGACAACUCUAUCACACAGCUGGCGGCGAACACUUUAGCUGGGUUACCCAACCUAGAAACGCUCGAUUUGUCCGGGAAUGGGUUAAUCCAGCUGGAUGCGGCCGUGUUUCGUGACGGGCUGGGCAAGUUGACGAAGCUGCUGUUGGCGGACAAUCUGCUGCAACACGUCCCGUACGAGGCGGUGAGCGUGUUGAGCCGUCUACGUACGCUCGAUCUUUCCCGCAAUCGUUUACAGGAUCUGUCGCAGGAUGACGAUGAGCAGCAGGGGAUGCCCGGUGGUAGCUUUCGUUUGACGCUUGAUACGCUCAAUUUAAGCUACAAUGAAAUGGAAACACUGCCUGCCGCAUCCUUCACACAGUUUGAUACAGCGAACGUUACGCUGCUGGAUGGUAAUCCGCUCACCCUGGUCGAGGAUAAUGCGUUCCGAUCGGCGAAAAUACGCGAGCUUUACGUGCGGCAUUGCGAUUUGGAUCACAUACAGCCGGAAGCAUUCUCGGGGCUGGAGAACUAUCUGCAGGUGCUCGAUCUGUCCGGCAACAAUCUUACCGUCGUGGCUGACAAUCUGUUUAGUGGGUUCGAUAAUCUGAGAUACCUGAACGUCAAGGACAACCUGUUGAGCCAUCCGGACCAGCGGAAUGCAUCUCCCUUUGCACGGUUGAACCUGCACCGGCUGGAAGCGGUUGGGCAGCGGAACCAACCAAUCGCACUGGCAGAUCUGGGUAGCAUGCGUAACUUGCGUUCGCUUACCAUUUCGCACCUUCCCUCCACCAGCCUCGGUCCGGACGAUUUUGCCAACUUUAGUCCCGAGCUGGAGGAGCUUCGUCUGAACCGAGCAUCGCUCAAAGUGAUCAAGGGGCACGCAUUUACACACGUCCGUGGUCUCAAGCGACUCGAUCUGAGCGAAAAUCGCAUCGACUCAAUCGAACCGGACGCAUUCACCGAUGUGGGACAUUCGCUAGUGUCGCUCCGUGCAUCGCACGGACUUGGUGCGCAAUUGGUUGUGUUUCCGAUCGACGCAUUUCGUAAGCUUACCGCACUGGAGGCACUCGAUUUGAGCAACAAUCGGCUGAAGGCGGUCGGUGAUACCGCCUUCCAUCUGCUCCGCAAUCUGGUCAGUCUCGAGCUGCACGACAACCAGAUCGAUACGCUUGCCAAGGGUACGUUCCAGGCGGACAUACACACGAAGCUGAUGAUGAUUUCGCUAAGUUAUAACAACAUCAAACAGCUGUUUACACACACGUUUGUCGAUCUGGAGGAGCUGGAGGCUCUGCUGCUCGAGGACAAUCGAAUCGAAACGAUUGAAAAGCGUACCUUUAUGAACCUGGGCAAUUUGAAGCUGAUCAAUCUGCGGGGCAAUCGACUAACCAAGAUUGCGGAUGAAGCGUUCCAGAACUUGCCGGAGCUGGAGAAAUUGGAUCUAGCGUACAACUCGCUUGCUGCAUUCGAUUUCAUGUAUCUAGAUCAGGUUGGCUCACUGACGUCGCUGGAGGUCGACGUAAGCCACAACAAGAUCAAAACGCUUGGCAUCGUAGAAAACGUCACCGACCCGUCAAGUGGCCAUGGCAGUCGCGAGCAGCAGCAGCAGCAGCAGCAACAACAACACCAGCCCACUAUACACUCCAAUAUCCGUUCGCUCGAUUUUUCCAACAACAACAUCUCCCGGAUAGUGCCUGGCUACUUCCGCCCAGCGGAACUAUCACUGAUGAAGCUGGUGCUAAGCAGCAACAAGCUGUCUACGAUUACGCGCGAAUUGUUCGGCACCAUUCCACAUCUGCAUUGGCUCGAUCUGGCCGACAACGAGAUAACUGAGCUAGAGUACGACACACUGCGAAGUACCCGUAAGCUGCAGGUGCUAAAGCUCUCCCACAAUCUGCUUACCGAGGUACCAUCCGAACUGUUCCGCAACGUGAACAGUUUGCGCGUGCUAGAGCUAGCGCACAACAGCCUGAAGUAUCUGCCGGACAAUCUACUGCUAAGCGAAGGGCUGGAGCGGCUGGACGUGUCCCACAACCAGCUCACGAAGAUACCGGUCACCGCACUGUCGAACAUGGCCGCACUGUCGUUGUGCGAGUUGGACCUCAGCCACAAUCACAUCGGUGCCAUCCACAGUAUCGAUUUGAGCAACAAAUUUCGCUCACUGUCUUGGUUGGACCUAUCGCACAACCGGCUCGUACGGUUGGAGGAUGCUGCCUUUGCGACCCUGCCGCGACUCUCCGUGCUCAAUCUCUCCCACAACGACGAGCUGGAAGUGAUGGGCAAAGCGUUUGUUGGGCUAGAAAACAGCCUGAUCGAGCUGCUGCUCGCCAACGUUUCGCUCAGCUCGGUACCGGAGCUGUCGAAUCCUUCGCUGCGUGCGCUAAAAAUUUCUCACAACGAUCUACCCUCGAUUCCGCCGGAACUGGCGGCCAAUAUGACGUCCCUGAGGGUGUUGGACCUGUCGGAGAAUGACCUCACCAGCGUACCGCUGAUAACGCACUCCUUGCCGAAUCUGAAACAUCUUUCCCUGUCGGGUAAUCCCAUUACAUCGCUAUCCAACACGAGCUUGCUAGGAGCGGCGGACACUUUGGAACAUUUGGACAUUGCCAAUCUGAACCUGCACUCGAUCGAGACGGGAGUGCUGAACAAACUUCAUUACCUGCGCUCGCUGCGAAUAUCGACCUUCCCGGCACUACCCAACUUUAAUAUCCCUCGCAUACUGGAAAAUGCGAACAAUUUGCGCGAACUGUGGAUAGAAGCCCCGAAACCGCCAUCCAGCCAUACCGCGGGUGGAUCACCCGGAGCGACCGGCACCGCUUCGAAGGCCACGAAACCGAUCGCCGUUCCUGCGACGGAUUUGCGGCGCGAGAUGGAUGGUCUGCUACCCCGCAAGCUGCAACGCAUUACGUUUGGCGGUACCGGCUUCAGCCGACUUUCCGACACCGUGCUCAAGGGUGUCCGUUCCGCUACGUUGUACUUCCGGCUGCACAACACAUCGCUGGUCGCGCUGCCCGGCAACCUGUUCCGGCAUAUGGGGAAACCGGUGCGCAACGUCACCGUUACGAUCGACGACGAUAACGAUCUGCUGCAGAGCGUACCCAACCCGAACACGGCACACUAUCUAGCCCUGCCGGAGCACGUCUUCCUAAUCGAGCUGGACAUUGGUGGCAGCGUGCUGAACUGUGACUGUGAGAUAGGAUGGAUCGAGUUCUGGCAGCGCAAACGACGUCAGUACCUGUGCCCGGCCAAUCCGUGGACCGAAACGAGCCUGACCAACUACUUCAAGCACACCACGCCGCUAGCGUACGCGAAGGGUUCCGACUGUGGCGAUUCGGCCAACGAGCUGCGCCAGGCACGAUGCAGCAACAAAAACAACGAUCUGCUCCUGGAGGUGCUAAAGAAGGAUCUGGAGUGUGGUUGGGGCAGCACCGGCAACCGGUUGGGCAUUGUGCCGGCGAUUGCGUUCGUGCUCGUGUUUAUCGUACUGCUCAUCUGACUCAUGCGCUACCUGUUCCGGAUGUACAGCGAAUUCUACGACUACCUCGAGCAGCUCUACAGUGAACAGACGAUCGGUGGCAAUGGGUCCGCCGUUGUCGGCAGCUACCUGGACGACGGUUGCGAUUACAGCAGUGAGCUGGACAUAGAGCUUGAGGAGCUGUGAAGAGA
This is a messenger RNA of Anopheles maculipalpis, 4253 nucleotides long. It is a transcript of the gene chp, whose product is annotated as chaoptin. Gene Ontology annotation, molecular function: protein binding. The record is from RefSeq and is a predicted model, not a curated record. Gene Ontology annotation, cellular component: extracellular matrix. The coding region runs from base 1 to 4083 and encodes 1360 amino acids. Lineage: Eukaryota; Metazoa; Arthropoda; Insecta; Diptera; Culicidae. The transcript has 10 exons.